This is a messenger RNA of Sitophilus oryzae (rice weevil), 3181 nucleotides long. RefSeq names its product transcription factor Sox-2 (gene SoxN). The transcript has a single exon. NCBI's taxonomy places the organism in Eukaryota, Metazoa, Arthropoda, Insecta, Coleoptera, Curculionidae. The record is from RefSeq and is a predicted model, not a curated record. Gene Ontology annotation, biological process: cell differentiation; anatomical structure morphogenesis; regulation of DNA-templated transcription. Gene Ontology annotation, molecular function: DNA-binding transcription factor activity, RNA polymerase II-specific; RNA polymerase II cis-regulatory region sequence-specific DNA binding. Bases 105 to 1190 code for a protein of 361 amino acids.
AAACACAAAACAGUAUUACACCGGACAUCGUGUAGAGUGCGAGUCGGUAUAGUGUGUUAAAGUGUCUUAGUGAAUCCGCCAAACUGUUCGCGCCGUCGGAAGAAAUGUUGACUAUGGAAACGGACCUCAAAGGAGGUAGCCUACAUGCGACGAUGCCUCCUCAUCACGGGUUACAGGCGUACGGUUCUUUAAGUGCGCUGUCACAAGCCCCCAUGCAUCAACUAUCACAACAUCCCCAUCAGAUUCAUCACCAAAGCCAGGCGUCACAACUUCACCAUCAGCAGCAAAGCCAUCACCAACAACCCCAGUCACAACACAAUCAAGCGACAAAUAAUAACAAUACGACGAAACAACAGAACAUAGAGCGAGUGAAACGGCCUAUGAACGCUUUUAUGGUCUGGUCGAGGGGUCAGCGAAGAAAAAUGGCUCAAGAGAAUCCGAAAAUGCACAAUUCGGAAAUAUCGAAAAGGCUCGGUGCGGAAUGGAAGCUGUUGAGUGAAACGGAGAAGAGGCCUUUUAUCGACGAAGCGAAAAGGCUUCGAGCAGUGCAUAUGAAAGAACAUCCUGAUUACAAGUAUAGGCCCAGGCGUAAGACAAAAACGCUGUUGAAAAAAGACAAGUAUCCAUUGGGUACCCCCGGUUUACUACCCGGCGGUGAUACCACGAGACCAAGCGUGCCAGGUAUUCAACAAGUGACAGCCAGGGACAUGUACCACCCAAUGACUAAUGGGUACAUGCCCAAUGGUCAUGGUCACUACGUAGUGCAUUCCGGCGCCGGUCCCGAUACUAGCCCCUAUCAGCAACAGUACGGUGGCGCAAAUUACGUGCGUUACGACAUGAACCAAAUACAACAACACCAAGCGGCGUACAUGAACGGCGGAUACGGAGCCUACGGGACAACAGCCGUUCCUCAGGGUUCCCCUUACAUGCAACAGGCAGGAUCGUCACACAGUCCUUCGGGAUCAAGUAUAAAGUCGGAACCUGUGUCCCCAAGUUCGGGUCUGCAUACGCCGACUCCCGGUGGCUUGAAGCGGGAGUACGCGACGGGACAGCAACAGCAAGGUGACCUCAGGCAGAUGAUCAGCAUGUACUUACCCACGGAUGGAUCCCAGCACAUACAGCACCACCAGUACAGCACGUCGCCCGACCAACUGGGACCAGGACCAUUGGCGCCCUUGGCGCACAUGUGAGAACCGCUGUUUACGUCCCCCGAGCUGGACGUGCCGUCGAUACAAAAUGUGAUGUAAAUGUUUUAUUAGACAGAAACUUGUAAAUAGUUUUGUUUAUCUCUAAAUCGGUUCCUUAUACCGUCGCAGUAUUCCAGAACUUUUGGAGAUGAGACAGAGUGCAGUUUUCAUUCACGUAAGUGUUCAAUUUCGCUUGCCAAUCAUAAAAAUACUUUACCAAGUAGUUCAUACUUAUAUUUACUUAUCUGGAAAAUGCAGUGUUUUUCGCCAGUGUUUUGUAAUACUUAUUUAUUAUUCAUCUUUUCCAAAGAUUAAUUUGACUAACAAUAACUUUCCAUCAGUUUAGUUCUAUGUAUGAUUGACCAAUUUUGCUCACUUGUUACCAAAAGUCCAAAUUUAAAACUAAGCUAUAGAUUUUAUAUUUUUGUUUAAAGCUGCCUAGACAAUGUUUCCUUCGAAAUAAAACUAUUAUAAUGAAUGUUCAUGUCUAUUUUUAAUUGUCUUUGUUUUCACCUUUACACAACGUUUCGGAUAGUCAAUACUGUUAUACAUACAUAAUCUACUUAAUUUUUCAUAGUAGGUAUAUACUUGGCAUUGUCUCUAAUAUGUAUUAUCUUUAAGAUAUUAUCAUAUCGUAAUAAUUAUACAAAACAUCAUAGUUGUGUAAAUCUGAACAUAAAAAAAAUGAAAUUUUGACUUAAUAGCUUAAUUUUAAAAGUUCAUGUUAUUUUAAUUUUUUUUUCCAAGGUAUGACAACCUACUGUUCCCGUUGUUUUUAAUUUCUUUUUUAUGAUUGGCAAUCUAAGUGUGUUCACUUUACGAUUUAGUACAAAUUAAAAAGAACUUCACUUGGUUCAACAUUACCUAAAAAAAGGUAUUUUUGAAGUAUGCGAAGUUUUCUAAUCUCUAAGGAACUGCUGUAACAAAAUGCAUAUUCUUGUACAUAAUCAUUUUAUGUAAAUAGGUACAUUUUAUUCCGACAGAAAAUUCUUUUAACAUCUCAGAAAUUAAAACAUAUUAUAAGACCUAUUGAUUUAAAAAGUUUAUUGUGCAAUGUCUAUUCGUAUUUAUUAGUAAUACAGUGAUGUCUCAUUUGCCAUUCUGCUUAAUACAGACCUAUUUAUAAUUUCUAUUUAAUAUUCACAUUUUCCAUCACAGUAUUAUUAAUAUUCGAAUGAUCCCAAAUGGAAAUUUGAAAUCUAGCAAGACUGUCAAAAAAUGAACUUCAAUUAUUAUAUUCUCUUUGCUUUUUUUGAACUUUUCAAAAUAUAUUUCAGCUUUUACUACUUUCAGCUUAACGGAAUUUAGGUUUGGUAUUUUAGAACCUAAAUAUUUGUGACGGUUCAGCUAAAUCUCUAUUUUACAGACUGCAGUAAAAUUUUAUGACCCAAUGUCUUUUUUUGACAGUCUUCAAGAUGUAUACUUUUUGCUACCUGACAAAAUUACACUGAACAUUGUAAAAGUAUUUAUUAUUAAAUAUUUUCUAUAAUUUGUGAGAGAAUUUUUUUUUUCUUCGAUUUUUUACAUUUUCUAUAGCAUACUUACCAAAUCGUAAAUAUAAUGAAUAGGGCUCAUAAACAUUUCCUUUAUUAAUGUAAAUUUAUCAUUUUUAAUACCAAAUUAAUCAGUAUCGUGUAUAUAUCGUGCACAUUAUUAUUUAUUGAUAGUUGUAUAUUGGCGAAAAUCUAGUUUUGUUUUUUAGAACAGAGAUAUUUGUUAUAUUUAUAAGCCCGUUCAAAGUUCUGUGUUUAUCUAUGCUGUUUGUCCUUUUGGUUGUAAUAAUGUCAAUUAAUAAGAAAGCUAAAAUAUGGAUAGGUGAAUAUAUAAAAAAAAAUAUAUAUAUUCCUUAUACUUGCCAGCUAUAUUAUUAUUAGAUAUCACUGAUAAUAAUAUAGCCGUUCCAUCACAAGUUAAAGAUAGCGAAAUAUCAAGCCAGUAGAUAAAUUAUAUAGAUUUUCUUGCUGAAAAUAAAGCCCUUUAACAAAUAGAUAUAU